UUGAAGUUAAGUGGUGAAACUGUGUAGAGCUUGGCGCGCGCGGUGUUGUUCGUAAAGGACAAACUUGGAACAAAACAACAAGAACAAAGAAUAACGCGUGUGUUUAACGGUGUUUUGCAAGGAGGGAGAGUGUCCAACGGCUAACCAUAACAACUCAAAUGGAAAGACGCAGCGCUUAGCGUGGGUCACGUGCCAUGACUUACGAAAUAUAGCAACAAAACCUGAAAAGACAGAUUAUUCGCGUCAAUUAAAUCACCAAUGUUGUGCGAAAUGCAAUAUCAGCUACACCUAGGUAAAAAUUAGGGCUUAGCAAGCGAUGAAAGCACAUUAAAAUUGAAGGGAAAGCCGUCAAUUGCAUGUCCGUUCACGACGAAAAUUCGACAAUCGCGUGAUAAAGGCGAAAUUUUGUUGUUUUUGUUUUUGCAACACUGACAACUGAGGAAUACACGCGAGCGCUGAAGCGUGACUGACUGCGUGAGUAUCAAAGUAUUUGGACAGGAGACUGACUCAUUGACACGUGUCGUUUCGGGGCGUCGACUUCAGUAAGAUGAUAAAAGGCAGGUAUUAAUGGUGGGAAAAUAAUUAAACAAAGGUAUUAAAAGCUCUAACGAAAUGAAAAUAAAAAGUACAAAUAAGGGACUGCCGCUUCAAGAAUUUCAUGGAAAAAAUAUUGCAUGCCUACAGACGCCUUAAACUUGUUUUUCUUUAUUGCCCGCUAAAACCUUAAUGCAAUUGCACAGAAGCCAAUAUCUGGUCAAAGAUUAUUUGCUGGCUCACUACAAGUGUUUAUGGCGUUUCCUGCCCAGACCGUCUCCAAUCCAUCUCUCUCCCAUUCUAAAAAGAAAUUUGUUGAGGUAGCAGGAAAGUGCUUUGACUGAUAUUGGAAACCUUGCUUGUAUAGCAAAAGUAAGAGAACACCCCUCGAAUGAGAGAGACAUUAAGUCAAAUGAGAUGAAAUGUACAAAAAUUAAAAUUAAAUUUACACACAAGACAGCUAAAAAAUAAAAUAAAAAGAAAUAAACUAAAAUUAAAUAAAAGAAUAUUAAAUUAAAUAAAAAUAAAAAUAAAAAUAAUAAUAAAAAUUAAAUUAAAAUUUUAAUUAAAAAAAAUUAUUUUUAAUUGAAUUAAAUUAAAAUUUAAAUGAAAAUAAAUUAAAUUAAAUGAAUUAAAAUUUAAAUAAAAUUAAAAAAAACACAUAUAUAACUUAACAUAACAUAAAAUGUAUGAAUAAUUUAUUAUUUCAAAUAUUACUAAAUGCAAAUUUUCGAACGAAUCUUCGAAAGCCCACCCACCACCACACUUCUACUUAUCCAUAUACUUUGGCGGUGGCAAAUCAACCAAAAGUCAUUUCGCACUCGCUCUUCCGUUCCACUUUGUUGAUUUAAACAUUUCGCAUGCUCCAGGGAUGCUGUUCGGCAGUGGCACUCGGCUCGGCGCUGCGUGUGAAAGUCGAAGCAACUUAAUUGAGCCAAGUACGAGCCGAAACAUUGAGGUAGUGCGACACAUUCUUGGUGGUUGCGUGCACGUGGUCACAUCGAAACGCGCUUCAAUGUAACCGAGGCAUCAGUCGAAUAAGUAAAAUUGCAUAUUUUACAAAAACAACAGCUAAAGUGUAUAGCAACAACAAGUAGCUGUAGUAAACUAAUGCCGCAGUCCCGCGCUUUGCUUCGCCCGUUAUACUUGUAAUAGUAAAUCAGUAGCAUACUUGUAGGAGUGCGUGAUUGUACACAUUUUUUAUGUUGUUGCAGCAGUCACUUUACGCUUCGCGCGAGUUUGUCACAUUGCUUGAAAGUGAUUUAUUGCGAUAUGUGUUUUCUUAGUGCGAGUGUUUGGGCCUUCAAAGCAGCUAGAAAGUGCAAGUGAAAUUAUUAGUUAUUUGGAAGUUGAAAUUGAAGCAAGAUUUUUAUGCUGAAUUUGUGAAUUUUUUUAAUUUUUUAGUGCCGUGUUAGUGGAUUUUAAAACAUAUAUGUUUUCUAGAUUUAAUAAUUCUUGUUAAUGAAAUAAAGAUGUAUCUGCGUAUUUUUGAAACAGUUGUGAAAGUUUUUAUGUCAAUCAUUUAAAUAAUAUUUAACUUAAAAUUAAUUCUAAUUUCAUCUACUGAUGCUUAUUUAAGACAACUCGAAAUAUUGGCGGUUGGUUCCUAUUCGAGUAUCAAAAAAGAAAAUACAAAUGAAAAUAACUCUAAAACCGUAUUUGGAAACAAAAUGCUGUAGCCGGGAUAAAUAAAAAUGUGUGGUAUCAAAAUUGCUGCUCCAAACACUAUGGAGAAUAAUCAGUUUUAAUUAGUUUUGAGUCCGCUGAGCACCCAGUUUGCAUAGAACUAGAUCAGCUCAUUCAAUAACGUCCCAACACCUUCCUUUCACAUCUUCGAGGAGUGUGCUAUCUCAUACAACCUCUAAUUACAAUCUUUCAAAACCUUCUAAAUAAUUUUGAACGAGUUUUUACCAAUGUCGUUUGGACGUCUAUUGUUUUUAUCGUUUUCUGCUGCUCGCAUGGCCUAUUCGAAGUUAAGCAAACCAAUAACCAAUACUUGCUUCCCUUAGCAAAGAGCGCAAAUAAUACACAUUAGUCCAACUUUUGGAGUCAGUGGAGUACUUUUAAUUUAAAAAUAGUCUUAAGUAGUCAUUAACAUACAAAACUGAUUUUAAUGCAGUUUUAUUACGAAAUGCUGAAACUAGCAUUACUCGAAAUGCUACAUCUCACGAAUUAAUCAUCCACCAGCUGUGAUAUUUUUACACUAGUUUCAUGAAGAUUAUAUCUCACUUCAAAACAUAUGGAUUCAAUUUCAGCGGUACUCUCUAGUAGGAGCUGUACGAAACUUUUCGACUACUCAAAUAAGGAAAAAAUGGUAACUUUUAAAAUUAAUCUAAAUUCUAUAUUAUCUUUCUUAGUCCGACAACCACUGGAAAUUCGUAUGGAACUUUAACCACAAUCCUGCCUAACGAACACUGAGUAGCUUUUAGAUCCUUUUUACUUAGGCCAAAUUGAAAAUUAUGGUUUUCAGAUAUAUUGUAUAUGAGUAGCUCACACCUAGUAAUAAUCAUGCUGUUUAAACAAUUUCGAGUCUUAAAUCUGAGCCAUCUAUUGAAGAAGAUUCCGAAAAUAAUAUAGAAAAUAAUUGUUUUCCAUGCCAAAUGUAGACCAAUUUGGUACCAAUUAUUCGACCAAUCUCGAUGAAUUUAGAAAUUAUAAAGGAUAUUUUUAUUAACAGUAGCACAUUCCAUAAACGAAAAGUAGUAUAAAUAAAAUAAAAAAUAGAGGUUUUUUAAAAGAGUAAGUCAGUAGGUCUAGGUGUAAAAUUUUGAAUAAGGAAAUAUUUAGAUGGCGAGUUGACAACUUUUAUCUAAGUAAAAAGUUCCAAAUAUUUAUUUUCCAAAUUGUUACAACAUAUUUAGUGAAUCGUGGUUUAAAUUUUCGAAAAUCACUAAUAUUUACGUCGAAGGAAAUGAAAAAUAAACUACAUAUAACAAACACAAAAAUAAAAUAAAAGCUAAGAAUAAUUGAUAAUAAUAAAUAUUAAUUAUUUCUAAUGACAAUUGUAUGCUGCCAAAAAUUCUAAGUGGUCCAGUGUAUCCAUAUCAUGCAAAAUAAACCUAAAUAAAUUACAAGAAAAAUAAUAAGCGAAAAGUAUGAAGAAGAAAAUAAAAAAACGCAAAAACAGCGAACUGGAAACGAAAGUACAAUAACAAGCACUAAAGAAAAGUUCAAGUGAAAGGAGAGAUAUGUAUUUAUAAAUAUAAGUGAGAAUUUAUAUAAAUAAACAUAUAAACACAUACAUGUUGUAAAAGUAUUUUUGUGUGCGUGUGUGCUUAAAUUAAAUUGCGUAAUAGUGUAAUUCACACAUAUGUAUGUACGCCCAAUUGGGGUUAAGCUAAUUGGGGAGGCAAGCACGUAACUGCCGACGAAAAGGUGGCGGAGAAAACCAAAAAGCACAACAAAACAUACCAAUGUAAUAGUAAAUAACAACCACAAUCACAAGCAAGCAAUAAUACUUUCGCGCAACAUAAAAGCAUAAAGCGAAGAAAAGUAGUAACAACAACACCUAAAGUAGCGAAAACAAGCAAGCAUGCCAUUCGGCCGCAAAUCACCAUUGGAGGCGCUCGCCCUGCCCGGCGUUAUUUUGGCCUACAAAUACAGUCAAUUUCGGCAAAGACGCCGCGAGGCAGCCAGCCGACGUGUAACGGAACGUGAGUUGGUCGCGCUGCAUCAUAAAAUCGACAAAUUGCUGAGCAAACUAGAAGAAAGCGAACCGGAUCCACCAACUUCGCAGGAAGAUGAAUGUGUUAUCUGCAUAAAUGCGCGUGCGACCAUGCAAACGUCACCAUGUGGUCAUCGUGUUGUCUGUCGUCGAUGCUUUGUCAAGACAAUACAAAGUGCCGUAGCACAGCGACUGCUACCACUACGCUGUGUGAUCUGUCGUGCACGUGUGAAUCGCCUCACCUCCAGCUCGGGCACUUGGCGCAUACAAGAGUCGGCGAGCAGCUAUUCCAUGGGUGCCAAAAGUUGGGCUUCCGCUGGUGUCGGUGCGGGUGGCGUGCACGCCUCAGCUAGUUCCUAUUCGAUGGGCGAUGCGCACAGCGGCCACCAUGCCUUCCAUCCGCAUCCCGCGCUGCAUGGUCGUUAUCCCCGCAGUCUGAAUGGUGGCGACCAUGUUGCACAAUCGGAUAGUUUGUAUUCGAUGAGUUCGACGGGUUCAUCGUCACUGUCGGGAGUCUCACAUAUGUCCGCCUACUCUAAGACGUCUUCCAUUUCGAGUGGACUCUGCUCACCCGCCUCACCCAUAUCACCAUCUGCCAUGUCAGCGUAUACACAGACACCGGUGCUGAAUAAUCAUUUGGCGCCACCCGGCGCAUCGACAUCACAUGGUACACUCACGCCAUCGCCUUCCGGCUCAUCCGUUUCAGGUUCACUCUCGCCACGCGAUGACCAUGAACAUCAUUCCCAUUCACACUCGGGUGGUUGUCCGGCGGGCUGCUCGGGUGCUAUACCGCGAAAGCCACUCAAUUCUUUGAGUAAUUCUUCAUCGAGCGGUUCGAGUAUUAGCAGCUGCAGCAGUUUUCCGCCCGUUACGCAUACUUAUCCCGGUCGCCGUUAUACCAAGGGACGACUGACGGAUCUACAAAAUCGACUGCCACCAAUUAAGGAGUUCCGCAGUCCAGCCAAAGUGCCACAUCCUUCGCCAGUGCACAUCAGCAAUCCACGUUUUCGUUAUUCUUCUUACACCAAAUCCUCAUCGAGUGCGCAUGAAAUUACUCCUUUGCUAUGCGAACCUCCUUCACCUCCCAAAAGACCCAUGAACAUACUGGCGGGUUCAGCUUCAACUAAUGGUUUGUGUCCACCGCCAUUAAAGGCUGGUGGCAGUGCCAAAAUUAGUCCUCUGGUGUCGAAGAACUCUCUGCCAAAGAAUGCAUACACUGUGGGUAAUAAGGAUAAAAAGACGCUUAUAAAUAGUACCAGCGGCAAUACCGCCAAAGUGAAUGGGAAGCUUUUAAGUACAACAACAAACAACAGUAAUAGUAAGAAGGCGAAUUACGAUGCUAACGGUAAUAGCGUUUUAACGGCGUUAACCUCUAUACCGAAAUCGUCUGCGUCGAACCAAAACAGCAAUAAUAAAUCGUAUUCAGCACCAACCUCACGCUCCAACUCUUCCAACCGAAGUUUUCCACUAUUCUCCAAUACCAAUAGUAAUCACAAGGAGAAAGCCGACAAUAAGAAGAAUGAAUCUAUGGAGCGUAAAAAGAAGGAGGAGAAACUUAAAAUGAAAGCGGAAAAGGAAGCGAGAAAGGUGGGUGUACGUCAACGUGACGAUACUGCAACGACACGAACUAACGGUGUUUGUAAAGAUGAACAUAACAAAAAUACUAAGCAAAAUAAUAUAAAAAAUGUUGGUGGUGAUAAAGAUGAUUAUGAGGAUGAUGAUAAAGAAGAUGAUGCACAGAACGUCAAUGAUGGUCGCAAUGGUGGUGGUGUUGGUGUCGGUGGAAGAGAAGCGUCUCGCCAAGGAAGAGGAACGUUUAGCGAAGCUAAUUGCUAAGGAAGAGAAGAAAAAGGGCAAAAAGGAAGCUAAGGAACUACUCAUCGCAAAUGAUGGCAACUCCAAGAAGUGAGGAUUAUAAAUUGCUAAUGAAAAUAUAUGGAUUAUAAAUGUAUGACGGAAGAAGAGUUAUAAAUAAUAUUUAAUAAAUGAUAAUUACCCAUUCCAACAAUAAAGCGGCUUAAAAAAUGUAUCUUCAAUAACUCGAAGAAACACUAAAUAACAAUAAAAAGUGCAAUUAUAGGCUGACAAGACUCAAGUGUAGACAAAAUAUACUUGUUUUCAUGCGAAAAGUUAUGAAUUAGGUGCAAAGUGUACUAAAUUACUUGCGAGAAUUACUAAAUUGUGUUCUAAAAUAACUAAAGCGAACGGAGCAUAUAAUUGAGUACUAAUAUUCUGUAUGUAUGUACUCAAUUCUGUACUAAAAUUGAGAACAAAAACUACAAAUUUAAAUGCAAAAAGUAGUAAAAGUAAAUUUUUUACUAAUAUUACUAAAAAACCACGUAAAAUUUCUAUUUACAUACUGUAAGUCUAAAAAUACGCUCCAGAUGUAAUGAAUUGUAUUCAAUAUCUACUGAAUAAUAUGCAGGAAGUACUAAAUUCUGUACUAAAAGUAAUAAAUAGUAUGCGAAAGUACAAAAUUACGAGCAAUAUGUACGAUAUGUUUACCAUAAGUACUACAUUUAAUGGAAAACUACUGAAAAACCGAAAUUUGUCGUGCUUAAUAAACGGAAAUAAAUACAGAAAAUACUGAAUUGUAACCAUAAAGUUCUAAAAUAAUAAAUAAUAAAUUUAAAUAAACAGCACUAUCGUAUCAGACCAGAAAAUUUCAUAAAUUUUAUCAGUACUACUAAAUAACAAGCAAAGAAUUCUAAAUUUCAUACAAAGUGUGCUAAAUUGCGUAAAAGUAAAUGCAAUAGUAGUAGAAUAUGAGCAAGAUUAUACAGAAUCAGAUAGUCUAGCAUAAAUUCCUCAAGUAUUUCUUUACAAACCAAAAGUACUAAAAGGGAACUCAUACUAAAAACCACUACUCUUACUGCAAACGAGUAGUACUAAAUUUUAUGAAAACGUAUUAUGUUACAAAACUAAAGUAUGAAAAAUUCAUAGAAAAGUGCUGAAAUGCUUUAUAAAAAUACAAAAUGCACGCUGUAAGUAAUAAAAUGUCGUAAGCGGUACACAAAUAAACACAAAAAUUACUAAACUGCUAGGGGGUAUACAAAUGGUACUAAACUUCAAACGAAAAUUACUGAAUGCAUGCAACAAGAACUAAAUUAUGUACUAAAACUACCUAUUCAAAACUAUACACUACUCCAAAGCAACUCUGAAAUAAAAACCACAAAUUCUUCAAAAAAAUACAUAUUUACAACUACAUACAGAAGCAAAAUUUCUAAAUUACAACAAAGAUUCUAAGCAACACAGUAACUACUACUCAGUACUUUCUAAAUAUUGCUAUAAUUAUAGCAAUGGUAUAAAAAAUCGUUAGCUACGUACAUAGGUACGUAGGUGCUUACUUAUGUGAAUUUAACUAGUAAGCUGUGCACUCCCUUAUCGGUACAUAAUAUAUUCAUUGUACUAUGAAGUGAAUAUAUAAACGAUAAUUUUUAAUAAAUAAAAAUACAAUUACAUAAUAUUAACUUAAAUUGUACUUUAUAUCGACCUAAAGUAAUUGAAUUUUAAUUAAUUGAUGUAGUUAAUCCAAUAAAUGCCAAUUGACAAACACCAAACCGUAAUAAAUAGAAUUUGAAAACAAUCAAAUUAAAAUAAAUAUAAUUUUAAAUGGUUUAGUGCUUCUAAAUGUUUUCAAAUCUAUUUUAAAAUUUGUACAUAUGUAUUUUAGAUUUUCUUUUAAAGAAAAACGGAAAAGUUUAAAAUGGUUCAUAAGACGUUCGAGAAGAGUAUUUCAACAUGGUAACCCUUUUUUCUGAGACCACACAACUGUGGAAGUUAUGGUGUGGAUUAAUAAUACAUCAGAGUUCUAUCUUUUAUCAAUUACUAAACAAACUGAAUUAAACAACUGAAUAGGUUUAGUCCUAAUUUUUUUUUUAUAAAUUUAUUCUUCGUACUAAACUCACUUUAUGAUCGUCUGACAUUCAUAGAUUAAAUUUUCUUUUGGGAAAUUCAUAUUACUUGUCAGACAUUUCUUGCCAAUAAACCAUUAAAAAGAAAAGUUGCCUCAAAGUCUUCUAUUAAAAUUCCACAUAAUAUUUAUCUAAAUGGAAACAUAUAUUCGUACUCGAAAUGUAUUUACAUAUGUGUAUGUAAUUGUACAUACAUUUGUUUCUGAAAAUUUCUUCUUUUAUUGUACAACACUCUGCCGCCAGUUGCAGAAUUCAAAGUUGAGAAGAGGCCUUAACGUAGCACAUAACGCUUUUCUGCUUUUAACGUGCCGGGAAUUAUGAUAUAGAUAAGAAUAAAAAUAAAAAAUAAAUAAGCCGACUUCUAUUCGCCACAUCUCUGCUCACUGGUUUUUUGUUUGUUCGGUUCACAACCCGUAAUAUUUUCUUAUGUCUAGGAGGUUCGAUCAUAUAAUAAUACCAAUGUUUGACUUUAAUCACAAUUUCCUUAAGUUUUUCGAUAUUAUUGAGCUUGCGUUGUGGCCGCCACAUGCGACAAGUUGUUUACGAUCUCGCAACACCCAUAAAUGAUUUACACCAACACGGAAAAGGUUGUAGCAAGUAAACGGAGCAGACUUAGUAAAAAUUUAUUAGGUUACUAUUUCUUGGAUCUCUUCUUUUUUUUAUUUUAUCCGCUGAAGUGUUUUGCUUCAAUAUUUUUAACAAAAUUAUUCAAAAAUUCGUUCUGCAUAUCUAAAUACCUACAUACAUACCAGUAUGUAUAUAUUUUUUAUAAGGAUAAAGAAUAAUAAGAAAUUAAAUUUUACUUAUGUACAUCUUUGCUAUAAUACUUUUUAUUAAUAUUUAAUUUAUUUCCACGUCCACUCUUUUAUCUACUUUCGAUAUUUACGAUUUUUUUAAAUCCACAAAAAAUUGUUGCUUAUUAAAUCAAACUUUUAUACACAUUCCUAUGCAAAUAUAUUUUUAUUUUUAGGUGUUUAUUCUUAGUUUACUUAAAAACUAGCGGUUAAAGUUGUAAGAAAAAACAUUCAAAAAUACAAAAUAAAGUCAAAUUCUAAAAUUAAAAUUCUUCUUACUGAAAAAAAUUAACAAAAAAUACCUAAGAAAUUAUUCAAUAACUUAAUUUUUUACAGCAGUAACUAGAAAUCAAUAGGUGUAUGUCAGUAGAAUUUUCAAAGAAAAAAGUUGCAAGUGUAUAUUUUAUAUUAAAAAGUUUAUUGAAAUGAAUAUUUGAAAAAAAAUAUAUAUUCUAACUUCAAGUGAGUUAUUUCUAUAACAGAUUUUUACAAUGAAUAAUUGUAUUAAAAUAAAAAGGUUUAGCAAGAAUAUUUAUAGCAUAUACUGUAUGUAGUUUCAAUCCAAUGAAAGUAUGUAUUUGUACUCAAUAUAUGCAUAGUUCGAAAUGUAAAAAAAAAACAACAUAUUUAGUAGUUUUCGUAUUUACAUUUACAUAAAAUGAAAAUAAUUUAUUACUAAUAAUUAAUUUCCAUUGGCGAAAUGCGGCGCAAUUUUCUGUACACACAUAUGUACUAAACUUUAUAGACUUAUAUAGAUAUGUAUAUACUUCUGUAUGUAUAUUUAAUUUAAGUACCGUUAAUAUAAUACAUACAUAUACAUAUGUAUGCUCAUAUAUCACAUAUAUGAUUUGUGAUCAUUAGUUACUUAUGUUUGUAUAUUUUGUGAUUAGCUGUAGGCAAGGCGAGCAAAAUUCUAUACACAAUUAUUUCAAUUAAAUGAAAAGAUUACAAAUGGAAAAACAAAUAAAACAAAAACUAAACAUUAAUCGUGUGUCUAUGAAAUGUCUGAAAUUGAAGGCGAAUCAAAGCGCAACAACAAGAAAUCAGUAAAGAUCAUAAAGCUGAUGAAGCAGAUUAGCUACAUAUAAACAUACUUCUAUAUAUAUAUAUAUAUACAUCCUUAAACAGUAUAUAAAGAAGACAAAGUAAUUUUAAGUAAUUAGUUAAUAUGUAAUUGAAGUUAUUAUGCAUUGGUGCAUACCAACAGCUAUGCAAAGCCAACCUUAACAACAACAACAGUAACAUUGAAAGUAUUCAAAUGAAAAGCAAUGAAUUUUAUGUUACAAGUACAUAUAGUGUUAAAUUAAGAACAACAAUAAAAAAAUUGUUAUUUAGUUAUAAAAUAUA
Bactrocera oleae (olive fruit fly) is the source of this 10253-nucleotide messenger RNA. Its product is annotated as protein split ends. The record is from RefSeq and is a predicted model, not a curated record. Lineage: Eukaryota; Metazoa; Arthropoda; Insecta; Diptera; Tephritidae.